Petromyzon marinus (sea lamprey) is the source of this 2489-nucleotide messenger RNA. NCBI's taxonomy places the organism in Eukaryota, Metazoa, Chordata, Hyperoartia, Petromyzontiformes, Petromyzontidae. The record is from RefSeq and is a predicted model, not a curated record.
UGUUUCAUUAAUUCACUCCCUCAUUCAUUCGUCAUGCUGCUCAUUCAUUCACCCAUUCAUUCCCUCAUUAAGUUGCUAAUUCAGGUAAUGAAUUCACUCGUUCAUCAAGUCGUUCGUUCAUUCUCUUCUUCAUUCAUCCUCAGCGCCGACUCCCCCACCCCCGGCCCGCAUGGAGCGGCACUUUGAAGACCCCUCAGCAGGACCCCCCUGGGAGGGGGACCCGUGGGGUGGGGCCCCUGAGGGGAUCUGGGGGACCCCUGGGCACGAGGAGGACAUCGAGGAUGAGGCGGUGGUCCUCAGCGCACACCUGGAGAGAAUCAACUCCCGAUUCUCAGAGCUCCAGGAGGGGGUGCGAGCGGCGGCGCUGGCGACUCGGCGAGCGGAGGAAGCUCGGGACAGCGCCCGCUCCUCGCUCGCAGCGAGCAAGGAGCGGGCGCUCGGAGCGGUGGCGCAGCGGUGGGGAGAGCUCGGGGAGAGGAUCGAGGAGGAGCACGCCCGGGUCCAGCGGGCCCUGCAGGAGGAGAUGUCGCGUCUGUCCCUCGCCCUGGAGUCCCUGCAAGUGAGCUCCGUUCCUGCCCCUCGCCACAGAGCCGGGAUCCCCGCGGAGCCGAAGACCCCCCCAGCGGGGUCCCAGGGGCCCCAGGGGUCCCAGGGGUCCCAGGGGUCCCGGCUCCACGCCGAGACCCUGGACUGGAGCCACCUGGACUUGGGCCCCCUCCUCGAAGCGAUCGCCACGUUUGGGCCCCACUCGGAGGAGGAGAGGGGCCGUCCCGCGAGGAGGGGGCCGCUGGGGCUCCCCGUGAAGACCCCCAGAGCGCCCCCAGAGGGGACCCCCCGCAUCGGAGCCCCUCCCCGAGGAAGGCCGGGGCCCUCCCCGUCCCACUCGACCCCCAAGGCCACCGCGUCACCGAGGGGGGCCCGCAGCCUCCCCAGGAGCGGGGCUAGGGACCCCUCUCCGUGCACCCUGGGGCCCAAGUCCCCUCGGCCGAGGGCCGCGACCCCAGCGGGCCGAGUCCGGGUCGCGGGGGCGACUCAGCACGCGGGGGCGAGGAGUGAUCGAGACGACCACCACCAGCAGCACCACCACCACCAACACCAGCAGCACCAGCACCACCAGCAGCGGGAGAAGGAGGAGGAGGAGGAGGAGGCAGAUGAGGAUGGACUCCUCUUCCAGUUUGGCAGCCAGGGUCGAGGCAUGGGAGAGUUCAUGAACUUGCAGGGGGUCGCUCUGACACCAUCCGGCCGGAUCGUCACGGCCGACAGCGGCAAGCACGCCGUGCAGGUCUUCCUCAGCACCGGCGAGUUCCUCACCCAGUUCGGGGUCCGGGGCCGCGACCCGGGCCAGAUGGUUCACCCCUCGGGGGUGGCGGUGCGAGCCAACGGCGACCUCCUCGUCACCGACCCAGAGACGAGGUCCCUCAACGUCUACGCACCCGACGGACGUCACCGGUCGCAGCUCGGCGUGGGCCUGCUGCAGGCCCCCCGCGGAGUGUGCACCACCGACUCGGGCCUGGCCCUGGUGGCCGACAACAAAGCCUGCGCCGUGGUGGCACUGACGGCCGCCGGGAGGGUCCACGCCAAGUUCGGGGGUCGCGCCGCCGACCUGGGCCGCCUCCGGGGGCCGAACUACGUGGCGCUCAACAGCAAGGGUGACGUCAUCGUUUCAGACUUCCUCGACCAUUCCGUGAAGGUGUUCUCUGGGGGGGAGUUUCUGUUCCAGUUUGGGGGCUUCGGGAGCGCGGAGGGGCAGCUGCACGGGCCCACGGGCGUGGCCGUCGACCCGGCAGACAACAUCCUCGUGGCCGAUUGGGGCAACGCCCGCAUACAGGUGUUUAACUGCGUGGGGGCCUUCAAGGGGGUGCUGGCCCCCUCUGUGCACCCCCUCAGCUGCCCCCAGGGCCUGGCGCUCAGCCCUGAGGGCACGAGGCUCGUGGUGGCCGACACGGGCAACCACUGCUGUAAGGUCUACAGCUACCACCAGCACUGAGGGCUUACGCACCACCGCCCACCACCACCACCACCACGGAGUGCUCGCCACCACUCACCACCGCGCGCGAUAACCUCGCUAGAACGCCCUUGCUGUCCGCCACUCAGCAAUGAAGAAGACAUUAGUACAAAAAAAAAUUGCCACUGGGAUGGUGACGUCACUGCGCUGUGACGUCACUGCGCUGUGACGUCACGGCCAUCAGUCACUCCUGGAGCACUGCUGAUCGCCGACCGUGCGAGCGAACGCGACUCAGGCAGCGCUGACUGCUCAUCGCGUCACGUGGGACGUGUUUGACAAUCAUCGGGCGCGUGCGGCGUGCAACGAGUUCGUUUUGCAUGGGGAGGAGUAAACUGGUGAAGGCGGUGGUGGGUGCGGCGGACGGACCCGGAGUUUGGGGAAACCUCGCCACAGCCGCUCGCGAUGAGUUACAAAUACGAAUUGUUGUCGUAUUAGUCAUAAUAAAGUGUUUUGGGUGAGAUCGCGUUAUUUACAAAUGUGUCGC